GCUCUGACAGAGGCGCAGGACAUCCGGACACACCUGAUGCCACUCUCCCGCCACCUGGAGAUCCUCGAGAGCCUGGAGUUUCCGGAGGUGAAACCACGGCUGCGGCCUCUGCUCCACGUGGUGUGUCUGAUCUGGGUCACGUGCGGGUCCUACCGCUCCCCAGGGCGGCUCACGGUGCUGCUCCAGGAAAUCUGCAAUCUCCUCAUCCAGCAGGCUUCUAAUUAUCUCAACCCAGAAGGCCUCCUGAGAAGUGAGGUGGAAGAAAGUCAGAGAAAACUGCAAGUGGUCAUGGACACCUUGAACUUCUUCAAGCAGAUGUUUCAGGACAGAAGAGAGAAUCUCCAUACUUACUUCAAAGAGAACCAGGAAGUCAAGGAGUGGGAUUUCCAGUCUUCCUUGGUCUUUGUGCGACUGGAUGGCUUCCUGGGGAGACUGCUCCUGGUGCAGGAUCUUCUGAAGACAACCCUGGAUUUCCACACGCUGGGAAAGCUUGAGUUUAGUGGCAUCAGAGGGAGUGCCCUGAGUCGGCAGGUCCAGCAAAUGUACGACGAAUUUCAAGAGAUGUACAGGGUCUUUACAGAGGCCCCCUAUGACUGCUUGGACCCCCAGAGCACGGAAUUCGAAAAUGACGUGUCCGAAUUUCGCCAGAGAGUAGAAGAUCUUGACCGAGGGCUGGGGACCAUCUUCAUUCAAGCCUUUGAUGAUGCCCCCAGUUUGGAGCAUGCCUUUAAGCUGCUAAACCUAGCAGGGAACCUUCUGGAAAGACCGCUGAUAGCACAGGAUGCAUCUGAAAAGUACCUGCUGUUCAUCCGAAUGUUCCACAAAGACCUGGAUACCGUGAGGGUGAUCUACAGUCAGCGCGUCCAGGAGGAGGCGGAACUUGGGUUCGCCGCCGUGCACAAGAACAUGCCCACGGUGGCCGGGGGUCUCCGCUGGGCACAGGAGCUGCGGCAGCGUAUCCAGGGCCCCUUCGCCAGCUUCAGACGCAUCGCACAUCCUUGCCUGGAAUCUGCCGAAGGAAAGCAAAUGACACAAAAAUAUGAAGAUAUGCUCUCACUGCUCGACAAGUACGAGACGAGACUUUAUGAAGACUGGUGUCAGACCGUGUCAGAGAAGUCACAGUACAAUCUUUCCCAGCCACUUCUGAAACGUGACCCAGAGACGAAGCAGAUUGCCGUCAACUUUAACCCACAGCUGACUUCAGUGCUGAAGGAAAUGAGUUACCUUGAAUCGAGGCAGAUGCGACAUGUUCCUGAGACAGCAGCAGCCAUGUUCUCCUCCAGGGAAUUCUAUCGGCAGCUCGUGGCAAAGUUGGAAGUGGUGGCGAAUUGGUACAACAGGAUUAUGAAAACUCUCGUAGACGUGGAAUUGCCGUUACUGGAGAAAGAGCUGGGGAAUAUCGAUCUCUGCCUGAAAGCUGCAGAAGAGACUCUGAACUGGAAAACGGAAGGCAUUUGGGAUUAUGUCAUUCAAAUCACCAACAGCGUUCAUGAUCUCGAACAAAGGAUUCAGAAAGCCCAAGACAAUGUGGAAGAGAUUCAAAACAUCAUGAAAACAUGGGUGUCUCCGAUAUUUAAGAGAAAAGAUGGAAAAAAGGAAUGUCUCCUUUCCAUGGAUGACCAGCGCAACCGGAUGGAAAAAUACUACGAUCUCAUCAAAGAAUCUGGACUUAAGAUUCAUGCCCUCGUUCAGGAAAACCUAGGUCUGUUUGCCGCAGACCCAACCUCUAAUAUCUGGAAGGCUUAUGUUAAGUACAUAGAUGAUAUGUUGCUGGAUGGAUUUUUUCUUGCCAUUGAGUGCUCCCUCAAGUACCUUCUGGAAAACACCGGUAUGUACUGGCUUAUGGAUGUGUGUUAUUGCCGCAAAGAUAACAGUGGCACCUGUUGAACAAAAGUGAAGUGUGAUCGAGUGCUUUGUGACUUUUCCCAAAAUGUUGUGGAUGUUUUGUGAGCUACACACAGGAGAAUCGCAAAGGUAUUGAGUUUCUGAAUUGUUCCCAGAGAAAAGAUUUCUCUCUCUUUAAAACUCAGGUGAUAAACCAGGCUCUCAGGUAGUGAAGCCCUUAGCAAAAGCAAAACCAUAAAUGCCAAUUCAAUCCAAAUAAAGCUUCAGGGGGUGCCUGGCUGGCUUAGUCGGGAA
This is a messenger RNA of Panthera uncia (snow leopard), 2139 nucleotides long. Its product is annotated as dynein axonemal heavy chain 9-like. The transcript has 11 exons. Bases 37 to 1887 code for a protein of 616 amino acids. The record is from RefSeq and is a predicted model, not a curated record. NCBI's taxonomy places the organism in Eukaryota, Metazoa, Chordata, Mammalia, Carnivora, Felidae.